This is a messenger RNA of Mobula hypostoma (lesser devil ray), 2562 nucleotides long. It is a transcript of the gene pid1, whose product is annotated as phosphotyrosine interaction domain containing 1. The transcript has 3 exons. NCBI's taxonomy places the organism in Eukaryota, Metazoa, Chordata, Chondrichthyes, Myliobatiformes, Myliobatidae. The coding region runs from base 225 to 875 and encodes 216 amino acids. Gene Ontology annotation, cellular component: cytoplasm. Gene Ontology annotation, biological process: negative regulation of D-glucose import across plasma membrane; regulation of mitochondrial membrane potential; regulation of reactive oxygen species metabolic process. The record is from RefSeq and is a predicted model, not a curated record.
AGAGCAGAGUGGCCAGAGGAGGUGAGAGAGAGAGAGAGAGAGAGAGAGAGAGAGAGAGAGAGAGAGAGGGAGAGAGAGAGAGAGGGUGGGGGGUGGGGAAGCUGGCCUCAUCAGUCGAACCUCCCCACACACAGACAGUGCCGGAGGGAAUCUAGUCAGCAGCAAUCCGGAGAACGGAGCUAGCCAGGCCACCCACUGUCACUCGCCCCUCCGGCAUCAACAACAUGUGGCAGCCAGCGAGCGAGAGACUGCAGCACUUUCAGACCAUGCUGAAAACAAAGUUGAAUGUAUUGACUCUGCGGAAGGAACCCCUACCUACCGUCAUCUUUCAUGAACCAGAAGCCAUUGAAUUGUCUCCCACAGCUCCUAUGAUGAACAGCCAGUAUAACACAGAGCGCAAGGUUAGGUACUUAGGAAAAGUGGUCAUGAAGGGGACACAGUUUACGUCAGGAUGCACCGAAAAGUCAGUUGUUGAGUUGUGGGAGAAACACACAUUGGAUCAAGAAGACAUAUCAUCAGCCAAUGCCAUUUUAGAGAUCCGCCCAUUCCAAGUCCGUCUCCACCAUUUGGAUUCAAAGAGGGAGGCAGCAGUGCAGAUGGAUACUUUCCAGGUGGCACGCAUUGCCUAUUGCACAGCAGAUCAUGAUGUCAGCACCAACAUCUUCGCUUGGCUUUAUAGGGAGAUCAAUGAUGAUUUGUCCUAUCAGAUAGAUUGCCAUGCGGUUGAAUGCGGGAGUAAGCUCGAAGCCAAAAAACUAGCACAUGCCAUGAUGGAGGCCUUCAAGAAGACCUUCACCAGCAUGAAGAAUGAUGGGAAAAUCCAGAACAGCAGUUCUUCUGAGGAAGCAGAGUCUGCAGCAUCAGAUGAUGGCUGAAAAGGGUAAUUGAUUAAUUGGGGAUCAACGUUGAAGUCUGGCCUGAUGAUGAGAGCCAUUUGAAAGAAAUAAAUAGUCGAAACCUAAUUGAGGAUGAAACGCCAAUGAACCCUUGGUUGGUUAGCUUGCCAAAUUAGCCAAGUGACAAUACAUAAUGAGAAAAAAAAUUUUAAAGAGUAUGCAUAAUUAAAUAGUUGCAUUGAAAUUUAAAACAACUGCUCUGCUCUGAUUGCGAGUAGAAAGCUCUGACUCCCUAUGGGUGUUCGACACAUCUGCUGAUGUUAGUUCUUUGCUAAUUUACCUAACAAAAUUCACAAAACUAACAGAACAGUUAACUUUGUUGCUACAGCCAAGUAUUAAACUGAAGUUUAACUACAGAGGGAUUAUCAUUAAGUCAAAACAGUUAAGAGAAAAGGAACAGAAAUUUUUCAUAAAGAUUGAAAUCAGAAUCAGCAAGACUUACGCGUAAAAGUGAUUAAAAAGAAAUACAUUGAUCUAUCUUCAUAUAUUUCUACCAACAUAUAAGCUACAAUAUAUGUAAAGAUAUAUUCCAUUUUUAUAAAAUAUAUUUCAAAAUGUAAGUAUUAAAAUGUAAUGUUUAAAAUCUUUAAAAAUUGUGGUGUAUUAUCAACUGUGAAGAUCAUAUGGAAAUAUUUGAUUGUAAAUUCAGAGGUUUGUCACAUGGAGACCUCUGAUCUGCAGUUGUUUCUCAAAAUCAGAGGAAUAAAUGAGGCAUUAAAAAAUCUCUAGCCAGCACUACCGUUUAAAUGGACUCCAAACUUGUUUCAUUUUAAGUAUUUUUGUUUUAUUUCAAAUAUUUUUAAGAGAAAUGGAGAUUGUUCCCAAAAGAUCCUCUGCAAGAAUCUGUUCACAUUUCUGUCCCUCCCUGCUCAGCACAGGUUAUUUUCUUUAAUUACAUUCAUCUAGGCCAAUCGCAUUGCUUAACUCACCGAUCGAAAGAGUUAUAGGAGGCUUAUAUUUGCAAGUCUCCAUAGUUUUAAUCCUAUUAUCUUGAUACUGCCCUUCACCUCAUUGUGUUCCCUUUGCGUUCUUCACAGAAUGCGCCAAGUAAUGUAAAUGACCACUUCGGAUGCCAAGCUUCUCUUCUUACCCAGAGUUACUUUGUUCUUCCAUUACUGGGAGUGACUGUGUCAGCUGUGAGAGAUUUAAGAAUUUUAUAAAGCAAAUAGUUUAGUUUUCCAUUUAUCUACCUUGCCUUUGCAUCAUGGAUUGACUGUAAGCCAAAAACUGAGUUCCCAAGCUGGUUAGAGCUUUUCCAUUUUCAUUAAGAUGGAUGCUAGAAGGCUAACUUUCCAAUGUAUGAAGGCGAUGAAUGGUUGCUAGCGAAAAAAGCCAUUUUUUGCACUAAGAUGGUGAACCAUCUUGUAACGUACUAAAUCAAUAAGCAGAAGAAUGGUUUCCCAAUCAACAACUGUCUAAUGAAUCUGUGCUCACGUGAAUAGUCCUUUUUUAAACAAUAAAGUGACUUGUUAUUUAAUGGCAGCUCUCUGUCACUGCAGCAUGUCAAUUGAGAUUACUUCAGUGUGUGACUGUUUUUUGGAAGUUCAAUGUUACCUGCAUUUGUGAAGUUACAAAAUAAAUUGUUACGUGCUGAGGAUUGGAAAGAGGGUCAUUAUUUUAUUAUUGGGAGAUUAACUAAUUUUGUAACUGUCCUGGGUGCCGGCAG